Spirometra erinaceieuropaei is the source of this 3456-nucleotide messenger RNA. NCBI's taxonomy places the organism in Eukaryota, Metazoa, Platyhelminthes, Cestoda, Diphyllobothriidea, Diphyllobothriidae. The record is from the annotation of a GenBank genome assembly.
AUGAGCGUCCAGAUCGACAUGGCGAUUGAUGCUAGUUGUGCUAGAGUGUCAGGCUUCGAGGAACUCUCGGGCCUGCUUGGUGUUUGCCAUGGCAACAAUUUCGGUUCCUUCCCAAUUGAAGUGAUGGCCGCAUUCAAGGGCGUACGCUAACACGAGUGACAAAGGGUCACGUCGGCGGAUGGCUAGUUUAUGUUCGUUGAUACGCGUCCCAAGUCGUCGGCCUGUAUGACCAACAUAGUCACAAGAGCAGUUAGCACACGGAAUUCGGUAGAUAACACUGGUUUGCUGCUCUUCGGGUAAAGGAUCUUUCACACGUGAUAGUGUUGCGCGCAGGGAGGACGCCGGCUUGUGGGCAAUGAACAUACCAAACCGGUUUAGUUGUCGGGCAAUCGCCUCGGAAAUAGCCUGCAUGUAGGGUAGAGAGGAGAAUUUCCGUUGUUCGGUCCCUCAUUAGAACUAACGUCUUGCGGCUGUCUCUGAUGUCUGAGACAAUUUUUCACAAAACUGGCCGGGUAUCCGUUGAGUCGGAAUAACCGAUAAAGGAAAGCAAGUUCCUUCAUAAGUAAACUAUCGUUGCUGCAGUAACGAUAAGCUCGGUGGAAAAGGGUUCGGACACAGCUCCUUUCAUGAGCCGCAGGAUGGUUGCUUUCUAAAUUAAGAAUGACGUCAGCACUGGAGUUUUUUCAGUACACGCUCGUUGCAAGACCGCCAUCACUGAGGGUUCGGAUACUAACGUCCAAAAACGGGAGAAUGCCUCCUGUCGCCUCUUCGCGAGUAAACUGGAUAGCUGGGAAGAUGCUAUUCAGACUCCAAUCAGAUCAGAUCAGAUCAGAUUUAUUAAGGGAAAGGUAGGCGAGCGCCUUUGAACUCUCUUUUGGUUACAAUAACGUCAUAAAAACAAUGUGCAAGGCAAGUGUGAAAAAAAUUGAAUAAGUAAUUACACACAACAAGCAUUGGUCACUGGUAUAAAUUUGUCUGUGAAUGCCUUCUAUGUCAAAAUUGUACAAUAACCAGUACGGUACUGAAUGGACCAAGUAAUAUCGAAGCAAGCGCAUAUGCUGCGGUCCGGAGAUAGCGAAAAUCGUAAGACGUAAUGUUACUAAAAUAUAGGGAGUAGCAUGCUUUGUCACAUAAAAGGUUGGGUGGGGCGGGUGGUAAAGGGGGGAAAUUUGUUAGUUUCUGAUGCACCAAUACAGUGUGGUCCAUGGUAUCGCCUCUUUUUCUUCUUCGUCUUCUUUUGGGGAUGAUGCACGGGAUAUAUAUAUAUAUAUAUAUAUAUAUAUUUCGAAAUUGUUAUUUUGCAGCCACGUCAAUUUGCCGUCUCUGUGGUUUCUAUAAGCUGCUGCGGUCAUCACCUAGCAGGAUUUAAUGCCCCACCCGUCGCAAGAGGGUAAAAGACUUGGAACUCCCCCACCCGCCCCCUAUUUCCUCUCCGUCCCUUCAACCCUGCCAGCCGAAAGAAUUCAUGACUGCCUCUGAGGCGAAACUGCAUCCGAAGUGUCGGUCUAGACAGCUGUCAGAAGACAUGUUACAAAUAUUUAUUCCUGUUUUUGUUUGCCGUAUUCCAUUCGUGAGCAACUAUGCUCACCGUCCAGUAGAUCUCCUGUCUCUAGUAGUCAAGACCAGAUAUUAUUUCAAUGAGACUAUUUGAAGCGAGAGGAAGAAGGCCUUCCUUUUGGCUCAUAGGCACCCAUGAUUUGUCAACAGGCUGCCACAUGAAAUUACACAUACUUCUGCCGAUGCAUACGAGGACACAGGAAUUUUAAAAUGACCUCGCGUGGACUACUGCAGUUAUAAGUCUCUGGACGGACUUGAAACAUGACCUUUAGGCUUCGAAGUGACGCAAAUUCUGUCCUUUUGGCAGAAGCAGUACUUAACCCCCACAAGCACUUUGCAUCCCCAGGGAACUUUGGUGUUACGAAUUACCUUCAUCAUCUCCUUGUCCUAGGUUGGAGUUCAUGACUACAGACCACUUUAGGUGGGACGGCGCUUCCAUGCCGGAUGACACUGCAGACCAGAGCCGUCAGGCUUUUUUUGGAAGGAGGGGUGCCCUAACAAAUCGGCAAUAGCUGCUCCAAGAGAUGACUGAGUCGGUCAGAAAGGCAAAUAAUGUGAUUGGACGUGCAAUUCCCAACUGGUUAUGCUCACAUAAAGUGACUAAGAGGAGGGAUGGAAGGAUGAAAACUGCCGCGCAGAUGACACCCACAUCGUCUUGUGUUCCCCAUUCUUGAACAUAUUGCUUGCUUAUCUGAAUGAAAACAGCUCGGCUCAGCGCGACGCAUGUGUUGGACCACAAGGUCGUUUGACACUUAAUUAUUUAUUCUUCCAUAACUCCUGUCUUGGCCUGAAAUCCACAGUCUGGGGUUGGCAGUCGUGUCCUUCGCGUUCGCAAGAGUGGUGACUUUCAAGCUUACGUCUUUAACCUGUUGACUUAGAUUUGCUGCUUGAUUCUCCUUGGUUCUGCCUAUCAUCAUGUUCCCUACGGAUUCUAACGAUGUCGCUGCUUCUCCCAGUGGAGUUGCUUCGUUCCUCCCAGACUUCUGGCAACAUGCACCAGAACUUUAGUUCUUCCGUAUUGAGGCAAUUUUUCGCUCUGCAAAGGCAACAAGAGAGAUAGACAAUUAUUUGAUUAUUAAUUCUUACGGCAGUCAUGACUCUUCCUAUCAUUAGUAGUCCGAGCUUGCUGAUAGUUUCUUUCGCGUUUUCUACGGUUGUGACUUUUCGACGUUCGCGCCGUUGCUUUUAGUCUUUUGGCUGAUAUCUACCCCCUGUAUCUGGUCAUCUAUCUCUAAUUUUGCCUCCCACAGUGCACUCUACGGAUUCUAAAAAUGCAGCUACCUCUCUUAAUGGAAUUGUCUUGUUCCUCCUAGACUUCUGGGAACAUGCACCAGAACUUUAUUUCCUCCGUACUGGAAAGGUAACACGAGAAAGCUAAAAGUAUGAUAACUUAGUCGGGGGUCUUCCUCCUACCAUUCUUUCGCAAGCGCAGACAUUUUUGUGUGAUCCCCGACUGAUGCUCCCUAUACGAAGCUAAAGGCUGAACUUCUUCUCCUGACCUCAAUCUCAGAUCGUCAGCGUUAUCACGCACUCGUUAAAGAAGAGGCUUUAGGCUAUCACAAUCCGCUGGAACUCCUGCGUCCUAUGCGUUCUCUUGUUGGAGACAUGGCCAUUGACGAUAAGUUCUUUAAAGAGCUGUUCUCAGAACUUCUGCCGAGAUCGGUGCAAACAAUCUUGGCCUCCGGCUCAGAUGAUUUAGACAUCUCAAGACUAGCGGAAAUAACCGAUCGUGUGAUCGAGGUUGAGCGUUUGUCAUCCACGACGGUUGCUCAGGCUUCACAGCCUCUCACUGCAUCCACAUCUGACCUGUCCAAACUCAAGACACAGAUUGUCCAAUUGUCGGCGACUGUUGCAGCUGCGGCGAUCCGCCGGUCUGUCUCGACGUUCCUGUGGCCAUGA